Messenger RNA from Coprinopsis cinerea okayama7#130, 666 nucleotides. RefSeq lists its product as hypothetical. The transcript is spliced from 6 exons. The record is from RefSeq and is a predicted model, not a curated record. The coding region runs from base 1 to 666 and encodes 221 amino acids. Lineage: Eukaryota; Fungi; Basidiomycota; Agaricomycetes; Agaricales; Psathyrellaceae.
AUGUCCCUCAUUGCGCUGAACUGUAUCAACGCCAUGGCACACCGCUCGUUUCUUGUUCGAUUCCUUUUCGCUGCAACACUCUUCGUUGGGACUCUGGCUUUACCUCUAGUUGUCGGAGACGGCCGCGAGGCUCGAGCGCUAACAACUUCUGAAUUGUACGGCAACAGAGGUUACUACCAAACCCUCGACGCUCGCAAAUUCGACCCAGAGCUCUACGAGCGCUUUUGUACCAACGGCUUCUGCGGUAGACUCUGGGGAAAAGUGAAGGAGAAGCUAGGCGGGACACCUGCUCGAGAGCCCGAGUGGCAUCAACUCACCGAUCUUAACCCGAGCGUUGGGCAUCUACCAACCGACCAACAACCCCAGCCUCAACCUCAACCUCUUCCACCCGCUCACCUUAGUGCUGUAGAUCUCCACCGUCAGAUGAUAGCACCGCAAUAUGGCAGUGGUGGAGAUGGUGGGCCCAGGCUCCAAGUCAGCUCGACUGUCACGACUAGCAGGAGUAAGUCCAAGGGCGUCAAGAAGGGCGGAGCUCCCGCUCUGGACCAGCAUAAGCCCAAGAAGACCUCAGCUGCCAAAGGGAAGGCGCGCGCCAGGAACCUGCCAAAGAAAAUUGCCCCCAAACCUGUGACUAGGCCGGGAAAAGGAAAGAGAGCUAAAGUUUAG